GGCAAGGGCUGGCACGGCGAUGCACACCUUCUUCUUCCACGUCGACGAGGAGAGCUUGGAGAGCGUGGUAGACGAUAUGAAGUCGAGGGAGAGGGGCGGGUACUUUUGUACGGUGGUGAGGGCGAACAAUGUGGUCUUUAACAGAAUAGAGAGUCGAGAGAAGGGUGUGUAUUUCGAUAAUGCGCAGAAACUGAAGGAGGAUGAGAUGUGGGAUCUGAGAAGACGCGUCAGGGUCGAUGACCUUGUUGGUUUGUAUGCCGAGUUCCAAGUCGGCCCAGACCUCUGGUACUGCCUCUCGUCGUUUGGCGACGACAUUUUCGUGCCCUGAGUUGUCAACUUGGCUUAAUCAAAACGCA
Parathielavia appendiculata is the source of this 356-nucleotide messenger RNA. RefSeq lists its product as uncharacterized. NCBI's taxonomy places the organism in Eukaryota, Fungi, Ascomycota, Sordariomycetes, Sordariales, Chaetomiaceae. The record is from RefSeq and is a predicted model, not a curated record. The transcript has a single exon. The coding region runs from base 20 to 328 and encodes 102 amino acids.